Molecule: messenger RNA, 1753 nt
Organism: Ananas comosus (pineapple)
Lineage: Eukaryota; Viridiplantae; Streptophyta; Magnoliopsida; Poales; Bromeliaceae
Product: F-box/kelch-repeat protein OR23
Exons: 2
Coding region: 16-1524 (502 amino acids)
Molecular function (GO): protein binding
Source: RefSeq, a predicted model, not a curated record
UAAGCGUGCUCAAACAUGUCUCACCCAUCAAAACCAGUCAUAUCACGCCACGUCACAUACAAAAGUUUCUACAAUGGGAUGAUAUCUCUGCUCUUCCUGUUCUACCGGGCUCAGCCGAUGCUUCCCCACGACCCCACGAAGGCCUUCCCCUCCAAGACCAGUGCGAAACUAACCGCCCCUAUCGCACUUACCCCCAUCGCUCUCGAACUCGCGUCCAUGGCUUCGUCUUCUUCCUCCUCCUCCUCCUCCGCCCCCGCCGCGCCCUCCGAAACCCUAGCAGUAAAUUCACCGGACGCCGGAACCCUAAUUCCGGGCCUCCCCGACGAUGUCGCCGCCCUCAUCCUCGCCUCCCUCCCCUACCCGCACCAGCUCCGCCUCCGCUCCACAUGCCGCUCAUGGCGCUCCCUCCUCUCCCCGGCGUCCCUCCUCCCCCUCCGCCGCCGCCUCCGCCUCCCCCGCCGCCAUCUCCUCUGCCUCUUCCCCUCCGACCCCUCCCUCACCCCUCCCCUCCUCUUCGACCCCGCCGCGCCCGCGUGGUCGCCGCUCCCGCCUCUCCCUUGCUCCCCGCACAUCUACGGCCUCUCCAACUUCGUCCCCGUCGCCCUCGGCCACCACCUCUACCUCCUCGGCGGAUCCCACUUCGACACGCGAUCCUACCCCCUCGGCCACCCCUCCGCCUCCGCCGCCGCUUACCGCCUCGACCUCGCCGCUCCCCCGCCGCUCGCCUGGUCGCGCCUCCCCGACAUGCUCGUCCCGCGCGGCAGCUUCGCCUCCGCCCCGUUCCCGAUCCCUAGAACCCUAAAUCGCGAGGCCGAGGGCAUCAUAGUCGCGGGGGGCGGGUCGCGGCACCCCGUGUAUCCCUCCGAGGGGAGCCGGAUGAGCUCCGUCGAGUGGUACGACGUCGCAUCCGGGGAGUGGAGGAUGUGGGAGGGGCUCCCGAGGUACCGUGCGGGGUGCGUAGGGUUUGUGGUGCGACGGGACGAGGAGGAAGCGGAGGAGGAAGAGUUUUGGGUGAUGGGAGGUUAUGGGGAGUACCGCACGGUUUCGAGAGUGGUCCCUGCCGAUGUGUUCUACAGAGACGCGGUGGUGCUAGGGUUGAAGAGUGGGAAGUGGAGGGAGGUGGGGGAUAUGUGGGAGGAAGGGGAGAGGACGAAGCUCGGCCGAGUGGUGGCCGUGGAUGGCGACGAUGGCUGGGCUAAGGAAAUCUUCAUGCUCGACUGCAAUGAGAUUUUCAGAUACGAUUUUGCUUCAAACAGAUGGUUGAAAGAAUCGAGCUUGCGGAGGAAAAUCCCAACCAACGAAUCCUGUGGAUUUGUCGCGAUGAACGGAGAGUUGUAUGUGCUGACAUCAGCAAAGCCCUCUAUGGAUAUUUCUGAAACAAGGAGGCCUCUGAAGAAAAGGCUGACUCUGGAAAUUCAAGUUUACAACCCUGUUAAAAAGAAGUGGAGAUUGCUCAUUACGAAUCCUCCAUUCCAUCAUCCCAUUGACUUUAAAACAGCAAUUUUAUGCACAAUUCAAAUAUAGAUUGCCGAUCGCAAUUCAUGGAUGUAUAUCUUCCCAUAAUUGGUUUAGACUUGUAUUCACCUCUUUCUCCAGGUGCAAAUAAUUUGUUUGUAAUGGGUUGAUUGCUUUCCUGCAUGUCAUUGCUAUAUUAUCAAUGAACUCUGAUAUCUGAUCCUUGUAUAUGAACAAUUUGAUACAGCAAAUCUUUGUAUAUACAUACUAUAUUUGUGGUUCAUCAUCUCUCUUCGUA